GUGCAGUAUGUCAGCAAACAGCCCUCAAAUACUCUCCCAAAGACAUCCCAGAGAUGCCCUCAUGCAAUUUCAAACCAGAGGAGUACAAGGGUAUGUCUAAAGACCAAAUGAUGGAGAUCCGCAGGAAGAACUGCAACCCCAUGACCAUGAAGAUUACCUACUAUAAGAAACCAGUGUUCAUCCACCAGGGACACAUGCAAUGGGUGUGGGAUGUGGACGGGAGGCGAUAUCUGGAUCUGUUUGCUGGUGUGGCUACUGUUGGUGUGGGCCACUGCCACCCGAAGGUGAUAGCAGCCACAACACAGCAGUUGAAGAGACUGUGGCACACUACUAACAUCUACGUCCAACCUCCUCUCCAUGAGUAUUGUGAGAAGCUGACUUCCUACUUGCCAGAUCCUCUCAAGGUGGUGUAUCUGACCAACAGCGGCUCAGAAGCCAAUGACCUGGCUAUACUGAUGGCUCGACUUUACACGGGCAACUUUGACAUUAUCACUUUCAGGGGAUCAUAUCACGGUGGCAGCCCACAGACCAUGGGUCUCACCUCCAACUCACCAUAUAAAUACCCCAUCGCCACUGGUUCAGGCUGCGUAAAUGCCGUGUGUCCUGAUGUGUUCAGAGGUCCGUGGGGAGGAAGCCACUGCAGGGACUCUCCUGUGCAGACCAUCAGAGAGUGUAACUGUGCCCAAGGCCGCUGCAUGGCAAAUGAACAAUACAUUGACCAACUCAAAGAGACAUUUGCUACCAGUGUCCCAAGUCGAAUUGCUGCUUUCUUUGGGGAGCCUAUUCAGGGGAUGGGUGGAGCUGUGCAGUACCCUAAAAACUACUUCAAAGAAGCCUACAAACUAGUGAGAGAGAGAGGAGGGGUCUGCGUCGCUGACGAGGUCCAGACUGGAUUUGGGCGUACAGGAAGCCACUUCUGGGGUUUCCAGGGUCAUGAGGUCCUUCCUGAUAUCGUUACAAUGGCGAAGGGUAUUGGUAAUGGUUUCCCAAUGGGAGCUGUUGUUACAACACCAGAAAUUGCUGCUUCCUUUGUUAAGGCGUUCCACUUCAACACCUUCGGAGGAAAUCCUAUGGCUUGUGCUGUUGGCUCAUCAGUGCUUGAUGUUAUCAAAGAAGAUGGCAUACAGCAGAACUGUCUGGAUGUGGGCACCUAUCUGAUGACAGAAAUGGCAAAACUCAGAGACAAGUACGAGAUCAUCGGUGACGUCCGUGGAAAAGGCCUGCAGAUCGGUGUGGAAAUGGUCAAAGACAAGGCCAGCAGAACCCCGCUGUCACCUGAGGCAAUGAGCGUGAUCUUUGAGGACAUCAAGGACAUGGGAGUCCUGAUAGGGAAAGGUGGAGUGUACGGACAGACGUUUCGUGUCCAACCCCCCAUGUGCAUCACGAGGAAGGACGUAGAUUUCUUCCUGGCAGUUUUUAACAAAGCCAUCCACAACUACAUGGAUGGAAAAUGAACGGCUAAAUCAUGCAAUGUCAAUCAUUUUACAAUCUGCUUUUUAUCAUUAUAAAGACACUUGAGCUGCAGUCAUUCCUGCUUUAGAACAUUGUUUCACAGUGAAAACUCAUAAUCAUCACUCUGAGGGGAAAAAAUAUUACACCUACACAUCUCUCUAACGAGUGACCUGGAGUUCAUUUUGCUCCCGUGCUUGAAUCUGACACCUUUAUGAUUGUUAUGCAAUGAAUCUUUGUGAACACGCAAUGUGUUACCGACUGUGAA
This is a messenger RNA of Thunnus maccoyii (southern bluefin tuna), 1717 nucleotides long. RefSeq names its product alanine--glyoxylate aminotransferase 2, mitochondrial-like. Bases 54 to 1454 code for a protein of 466 amino acids. Gene Ontology annotation, molecular function: L-alanine:glyoxylate transaminase activity; pyridoxal phosphate binding. Gene Ontology annotation, biological process: glyoxylate catabolic process. The record is from RefSeq and is a predicted model, not a curated record. The transcript has 13 exons. NCBI's taxonomy places the organism in Eukaryota, Metazoa, Chordata, Actinopteri, Scombriformes, Scombridae. Gene Ontology annotation, cellular component: mitochondrion.